GUUAUAUCGGCAGUUACAGUGGAACAUCUCUCCAAUCUACAGUGAACCGUCCAACAGAACGUAAGUGCACCGCUCGCCCGAUCGCACGUACCGCAGAAGCAUCUGGUUAGAAUAAACUGAAAAAUGAUACCACAAACAACUUGCCAACUGGUUGUGUUCCUGUUAUGUACCGUACUGCUAUCACUUUCAUCCAUCGAUGCCGGUCAAACGUUUGAAUGCGUACUCCAAAUCCGUGACGAUGAGAAUGUAUGCGCAUUCCGCAAUGUGAUGUACACCGCCAAUAUGACGGGCGUUACAUUUAAGGCACCGAUCGGCAAGAUACAGCAUGUGGCCUUCGAGGAUAGUACGCUCGAGCAUCUGCCAAAGGAACUGCUUACCGCUUUUCCCGAUCUCCGGUCGCUCAGUGUACCGAACACAAACCUCAGCACGGUAAUCAUUCCCGCGAAGCUGGAGCGUCUGUACGCGUCGGACAAUCAAAUCACGCGCAUUAUCGUGCAUCAGACGCGCGACACUACGACCAUGCUGGAGCUAAUGCUCGAUUCGAACCACCUGCACGAUGUGACCAAUCUGACGCGGUUGGCAAAGCUGGAGAUACUUAAUCUGAGCGGCAAUAAGGAGCUCUCGAACGAUGGUACGAUCGAGCUGGGACGGUUCAAGGGUAUGAACGGAUUGCGCCACCUGCUACUCUCCGACGUGGGUGCUUACUAUCUCGAGAAUGAACAGGAUGUGUCACUGCCGGAGUUGGAACUGCUCGAUCUGUCCAACAACAAUCUGCUGACGUCGAGCUUGAGUGUAAAAGUGUUCGCACCGCUCAAGUCGCUACAGAUCCUGCGACUCGGCCACAACCAGCUGAAGGAUCUGGAUGCGAUGCAGCUGACGGAGGGAAGCCCACAGCUGAAGCAGAUCUACCUCGAGGGAAGUCAUUUCCCGUGUGAUCAGCAAAAGUUGAUCUUAAACCAUCUGAACAAGGCCGGUGUUGAGACGCCCGUCACCAACAGGCAGUCGCGAUGUUUAUUGGGUUUUGAGAAGCACGACGACAUGUGCUGCGUUCCUAAGAUGCCGGUUACGGGUGCGAGCGGAACGGCAGUUCCACCACCACCACCGCCACCAUCAAGCGUGGAAGAGGAUAACCGAAUGACGGACAGAACGUCCACCAGCGGCAUGGAUACGGUGAUGGUGCACAGUAAGGACCGGACGACAAGUACUGUGACUCCACCUGCAGCCGUACCCAAGUCGAACGAUGGCAAGAACGGGGCUACGCUGGUCACGUUGGGCAACAGUAGCUGGUUCGGCGUUCUGCUGGUAGUGUCCGUUGCGAAACUAAUGCUAUUCUAAUCUACUAGCUGUGGUAGAUUGUUUACCUCAGCAUGACUCAUUUCGAGCCAACGCUGUAAGCUUCAAUCGCGCGUCAUUGGAUUUGGACGUUGUGUUUUUUUUCCCUUGCGUAACACUAAUAAAGGUGUUCAAACAGGGGAAUGACCUGUUUUGUGUGGCUAUUUAUACCAUCAAAAAGGUGGCAUGUGAAUUAGGAAAUUCGAUUUCCAAUAAAGGACGCUUGUUUGGGUGGCAUAAAGAGUUGACAUUUUCGAACGAUCGAUACCGUCUACGGUGCUUCUAUUUCCUUUGGACGCGUCCAUUUACAGCACUCCAGUUCACGUGCAUUAGCGUGUAAUAGACCACCAACCAAUAGUGAUGAGCUUAAAGAAACAAAAACUCAGAAAAAAAACAUUACACUCUUUUACCCUACCCAAUCAUUAGCUUCUCGUAGACGAUCGACACCAGUUUUACUAAACUAAACACUAACUAAACAACGCAUUAGUGCGCACCAUUCGCAAAAUAUUGCAAACCCUUAUCAUGGCAUGUUAGAGUAAACACUUUACACACCAUUCAUUAGUAUUCGGUAGGAAAUUGGGUCAACAUGGCAAUUGCUACAUUUUACAUGAGAAAUUUGAAACCGUAGGGCAAUCUGAUUGCAACAUGAUUGGGGUCAUUAUGCAGCAGUAUUACGUUAGCUGAAAGAAUUGUGCGUCUGUCUGUGUGUGUGUGUCCCUUGUAAAAUUUAAACUAUGAAGAUAUCGUUUGGCAUUGUGCGAGUAAUAAGCUUAUGAAUAUCAUUCACCAAAAAAAUAAACUCUGCUGUAGCGAUCAUCACAAUGCGAUGCUUCGUUCCAUCAUUCCGUCAGUGAACUAUUCCAUCAGACGUAACUACCCGCCAUAUUGCGAUAAUACCUCCUAUUUGGUACGGUUGAAAUAAAAAAAAACUCCAGCCAAUAAUGCCGACAGUGUAUGAAUAUGAUAGAAAUUAGGAUACCUAGCAGUAAGUUGAAGGCUACCCACGCAGAAUGCUACCAAUUAACGAAGUAUUAAGUAUCGUCUCAUUAACAUCUAGUCGUAGAAAUAAUCACAUUUGCAUUGCUAAUCGGUAUGGUCAGGUGAAAAAACAGGACGUGCAGUAGAACUGCAAAUUUCAUACAACGAUUUUUGAAAACCAUGUUUUGUACACAAACAUUUUUGGGGACGAAUAGUUUCGCAAAAAAAAUAACGCGAUACGAACGUCCCCCGACGACGGUAUACAACCGGAACCGGUGGUAAUAGUGAGGCCAAGUGCUCUUAGAUGAUAACGACGGGAAGAAGGAGAAGGGCGGGAAACAUGUUGGGGGCGUAAGGAUAAACAGCACUGUCGUGUGUAUGUAACACCGGAACCAAUAAGAAAUCAUCCUUUCACAAGCACACAUGCAAGCAUUGCGAAUGCUGCACGAUGGCCAACAUCUAAUCCUGUAGCUAGAAGCACGCAUUCAACCGCUUUUUUGAUCCACGAUCUCGUUGUACUAUUCGCUCCUGGCUGGCAGCAUAAAAGGGUCGUCUUUAAACGCAACGCUUCGUAGGUUAGGGCUGCAGUCGCUUAUCGCAUGGGAAGCUUAUCGGUGGGGGGGGACCUUUCUCUUCCAGCGGCGAUAUUGUGAUUAUUCGUAUUGGUGCUAGGUGGGCCGAAUCCGUACCGUAAAACUGGCGUAACAUUUCUAGUGCCACUCUAUUUCAUGGCAUAUUUCACAUAUUCACUGUACUUUCAUGCUUUAUCGUGGUAGAAGUAAAAUCGUUUUAAAAUCUAAUCUGCUACUACUAGUCUAACGUUCA
Messenger RNA from Anopheles funestus (African malaria mosquito), 3135 nucleotides. RefSeq lists its product as uncharacterized. The record is from RefSeq and is a predicted model, not a curated record. Lineage: Eukaryota; Metazoa; Arthropoda; Insecta; Diptera; Culicidae. The transcript has 2 exons. Gene Ontology annotation, molecular function: protein binding. Bases 124 to 1335 code for a protein of 403 amino acids.